Molecule: messenger RNA, 370 nt
Organism: Paramecium sonneborni
Lineage: Eukaryota; Ciliophora; Oligohymenophorea; Peniculida; Parameciidae
Source: the annotation of a GenBank genome assembly
AAAUCUUUUGUUAUAAAGAUGGACUUGUUAAAAGGCGGAUUUUAAAAUGAUAAUUCGGAUGGAGAUAGCUUAAGAUAAUCUUGGACUACUGAAGAUAGUCUAAGUCGAACUUCAAGCUACGAUGCCGCUGAAGAGGUUAAUGAUCUAGAGGAAAGAAUCUCUCAAUAUUUAAAUGAUUUGAAUAUUUAAUCAUUUACAAAUCCUACUCUCAAAGAGGAAAUCUAUAACCUUUAAUUGAAACAAAAAUUAGUAAUAUAUUUUAAAUAUCUCACUAGUUUUCAAAAAUUAUCUCAUUAAAUAACACAAACUAAAGUACUCUCCUGAAAAAACGUUCGCUGCUCUUUGCUGAAUGAUUAUUACCAUUUUUCCA